Strongyloides ratti is the source of this 345-nucleotide messenger RNA. RefSeq lists its product as hypothetical. NCBI's taxonomy places the organism in Eukaryota, Metazoa, Nematoda, Chromadorea, Rhabditida, Strongyloididae. Bases 1 to 345 code for a protein of 114 amino acids. The record is from RefSeq and is a predicted model, not a curated record. The transcript is spliced from 2 exons.
AUGGGUGCUUAUAUGGAUUUCCUUAAAAUUAUUGCUAAAUUAGGAUUAAAAGAACUUGCUAAAGUCGGAAAAAGUGGAAAUGGUACAGGAAAACUUGAAUUUUUAGGGGAUUUUGCCAAUUUAUUGAAAAAUGAACCAAAAAAAAUAAAAGAUACAAUUGAAAAUCUUAAAGCUAAAGCUCCUUCAGCUCCAACCAUUAAAGAUAUUUUAAAGAAAAUCGAUGGUACAAAAAAAGUUGUUAAAAAAGAAAUAAGCACUAAAACCAAUGAAAUAACAAAAAAACCCAAAAGUUCCAUUUUAGUAUUUUUAAUGAAGAAGCUUUUUGGAUUAAUGCUUUUAGGAUAA